Molecule: messenger RNA, 1035 nt
Organism: Telopea speciosissima
Lineage: Eukaryota; Viridiplantae; Streptophyta; Magnoliopsida; Proteales; Proteaceae
Product: peroxidase 25
Exons: 4
Coding region: 46-1020 (324 amino acids)
Biological process (GO): response to oxidative stress; hydrogen peroxide catabolic process
Cellular component (GO): plant-type cell wall; plasmodesma
Molecular function (GO): heme binding; peroxidase activity
Source: RefSeq, a predicted model, not a curated record
UUAAGGUGUCAACCCAAGUUCAUAAGAGUUGCUUGCAAGAACAGAAUGGCUACUUCUAUGUUUUUGGUUGUUUUAGUGAUUUUCUUGAUGGGUUUGUCAGCCAAAGGUCAAGGAGGCUUGAAAACUGGUUUUUAUGCUUCUUCAUGCCCAAAAGCUGAGGCCAUAGUAAGGUCUACUGUAGAAACACAUUUCAACAGAGAUCCUACUAUUGCUGCUGGUCUGCUUAGGCUACAUUUUCAUGAUUGUUUUGUUCAGGGCUGCGAUGGAUCAAUCUUGAUUACAGACACAUCUGCAGAGAAGGUUGCACCACCAAACCUUGGGUUAAGAGGCUUUGAAGCGAUUGAUGAUGCCAAAACACAGCUGGAGACCUUGUGCCCCGGAGUUGUCUCAUGCGCCGAUAUUGUCGCGUUAGCCGCCCGUGACUCUGUGGACUUGAGUAAUGGCCCAAGUUGGUCAGUACCCACAGGAAGAAGAGAUGGAAGGAUUUCAUCAACAGCUGAGACCUCAAAUUUACCAUCUCCACUUGAUCCUAUCUCCAUUCAAAGGCAAAAGUUUGCUGCUAGGGGCUUAAAUGAUCAUGAUCUUGUAACCCUAGCUGGGGCACAUACAAUUGGCCAAAGUGAUUGUUUAUUUUUCCGGUACCGCCUAUAUAAUUUCACGACAACAGGCAAUGCAGAUCCAAGCAUAAACCAGGUAUUCUUAGGGCAACUACAAGCUUUGUGUCCUCAAAAUGAUGAUGGAUCUAAACGUGUGGCACUAGACAAAGAUAGCCAGACCAAGUUUGACAUUAGUUACUUCAAGAACAUCAAGGAUGGAAAUGGAGUUCUAGAGUCAGAUCAGAGACUUUGGGAAGAUGCAACAACUCGUGGUAUUGUACAAAAUUAUGCAGGGAAUGUAAGAGGUUUACUUGGACUUAGAUUUGAUAUUGAGUUCCCCAAGGCUAUGAUCAAGAUGAGUAGCAUUGAAGUGAAGACAGGGACUCAAGGAGAGAUUAGAAAGCUAUGCUCCAAGUUCAAUUGAUGAUGCAAUGCAAGC